AAUUCUAUUUCUUCCUUCAGGCUAAGAUUUUCUCUCUCUAGGUGGUUUUUUUUUUCUCUGUUUGCGAAAGUGUUUCGUUUGGCCGUUUAGACUUUUGGUUUUGAUUAUAAAAAAUCUACUUUCACAUUGUUUUCCGUUUUCCCUUCCAUUUUUUGUUGUUGUCGGAGAUUAAGACACAUUAAGAUGCAAGAACGAAGACAGCUUAAAUUUGGACACUUGAAACAAUGAAAACUUGCUCUUGAUCUCAGUGGAUCAUGCCGGAGAAGUUUAUGGCCCAUACAGUGGUGACUUAUGUGCCAGGUUGUUGAAGAUUGGGGUUAGAAUAGAUUGCCGGUGUUAUACACAUGGUAUUUUUCCAUCUAAUUUCCAUAUCUUGUACCAUUGGUUUUAUGAUACUUGUUUAAGUGAGGGGACUAGAGAGUGCAGUUGAGAAACAGCUCUUUGUUUCUUCUAUGGGCUAUGACAUUGUUAAAAGUUCAUCCUUACUCAUGUCAUUAGUCCUCUUCCCGAUUUUUGAGCUUGUUGGUGUUGGAUCCUGUUGUUAUUAUUUGUGUAUUAGCAAAGAGAUGGUUAAACUUACCUGUCUUCUUGCAGAUACAUUAUGAGGAGCUUAGGGCAAUGGGAAGUGGUGUUUGCACCUGGAAAUGAAGGAGAGGCAGCGUUGGAGAGCUGAAGAGGAUGCUUUGUUACGUGCAUACGUAAAACAAUAUGGACCACGGGAGUGGAACCUUCUGUCACAACGCAUGAACACACCCCUAAACAGGGAUGCAAAAUCUUGCUUAGAAAGGUGGAAUAACUACCUCAAACCUGGUAUCAAGAAGGAAUCUCUUACGGAGGAGGAGCAGCGUCUUGUAAUCUGUCUUCAAGCCAAACACGGCAAUAAAUGGAAGAAAAUUGCAGCUGAAGUCCCUGGCAGAACUGCUAAAAGACUGGGCAAGUGGUGGGAGGUGUUCAAAGAGAAGCAACAAAGGGAACAGAAGGAGAAGAAUAAGACAGUUGACCCAAUUGAGGAGGGCAAGUACGAUGGGAUAUUAGAAACUUUUGCGGAGAAACUAGUGAAAGAGCGGCAUAGCUCUACCUUUCCCAUGGCUACUUCUAAUGGGGGCUUUCUUCAUGCUGAUCCACCUUCCCCUGCACCGACUCUACUUCCACCUUGGCUUUCUAAUUCCACCAAUGCCUCAGCUGUCAGGCCACCUUCCCCUUCCGUGACUUUAAGCUUAUCUCCCACGACAGUGACAGCUACUCCUCCAAUCCCAUGGCUGCAACCUGAGAGGAUGUCAGAAAAUACUCCUGUUGUUUUGGGAAAUAUUGUGCCCCAUGUAUCAGUUCCUCCCUGUGGUGAGAACCUGCUGACAUCUGAACUAUUGGAGUGCUGCAGGGAGCUGGAAGAUGGGCACCGUGCUUGGGUUGCACAUAAAAAGGAAGCAGCCUGGAGGUUAAGAAGGGUAGAGUUACAACUGGAAUCAGAGAAGGCAUGCCGUAGAAGGGAGAAAAUGGAAGAAAUAGAGUCAAAGGUCAAGGCUCUAAGGGACGAGCAGAAUGCUACUCUUGAUAGAAUUGAAGCUGAAUACAGGGAACAGCUCGAAGGGCUAAGGAGGGAUGCUGAAGCAAAAGAGCAAAAAUUAGCUGAGCAAUGGACCGCAAAGCACUUGCGUCUUACUAAGUUUCUUGAACAAAUGGGAUGCAGACCCAGGAUUGCUGAGCCAAAUGGCCGGUGAGAAAGGUCUAUUAUACGCGGUCUGCUUUCUGCUUUCAAUAGACUACAUUGCUGCACAUUGUUUUUGAUUUCGUGUCCAUUCUCUUUUCAAUAUCUACUAUAGAUGUCCAUAUUUACUAUCUACUUAUCAGAUGGACACUCCGUAUUGAAGGUAGCAUUAGCUGAACAUGCUCCAUCUUGCAUUCAGCUCAUAAAAAUAUAUUAAAUUUAUAUUCCAACUAUUGCAUGU
Durio zibethinus is the source of this 1946-nucleotide messenger RNA. Lineage: Eukaryota; Viridiplantae; Streptophyta; Magnoliopsida; Malvales; Malvaceae. The record is from RefSeq and is a predicted model, not a curated record.